AUGGAGCCUGGUGUCGUGUUGAUCACGGGCUGCCUUCUUCUCCUCCUCUUCCUCCUCCUCUUCCGAGCCUCGUCGGGUCAGGGCCCAGGGCGCCUCCCCCCGGGGCCAGCCCCCCUGCCCGUGCUGGGGAACCUGACCCAGAAUGUCCUCCCGCUCUACCGAUCCUACCGCUGGCUCUGCCAGGAGUACGGCCCCAUCUUCACCAUCUGGCUGGGCCCGAGGCCCACGGUGGUGCUGUGUGGGUACGAGGUGGUGCGCGACGCCCUGGUGGAGCACAGCGAGGAAUUCAGCAGCCGGGCGCCCAUCCCCUUGCUCAAGCAGAUGAACCAGGGGUACGGAUUAAUUAACACCAACGGAGAGCGCUGGAGGCAGCUGCGUCGGUUCACCCUCACCACCCUCCGGAACUUGGGCAUGGGCAAGAGGCCGCUGGAGCAGCGAGUGCAGGAGGAGGCGCAGCACCUCGCCCAAGCUGUGGCUGACAAACAAGGGCACGCGUUCGACCCGGUGCCCGACAUCACCCGGGCCGUCGCCAACAUCAUCUGCUCCGUGGUGAUGGGGACCCGAUUCAGCAGCGACAACGAGGAAUUCCAGGAGCUCCAGCGUCUCAUCAUGUCCUACAUGUGCUACUUCCGCUCCCUCCCGGCGCAGCUGUACAAUACCUUCCCGGGUAUCAUACACUUCCUGCCUGGCCGGCACCGGCGGAUCUUCAGGGAAUACGAGCGCCUCAGAGCCUUCAUCCAGGCCCAGCUGGAGUCCCACCGGCACAGCCUGGACCCCAGCGCCCCCCGCGACCUCAUUGACUACUUCUUCCUGCAGCAGGCCAAGGAGCGAGGGAAGGAGCAGACGGAGUUUGAGGACGAGAACCUGAUGGCACUGGUCAGCUCCCUGUUCAUCGCCGGCAUGGAGACCACCAGCAACACCGUCCAAUUCGCCCUGCUGGUGAUCGGCAAGUUCCCGGACGUGCAAGCGCGGGUACAUGGGGAGCUGGACAGGGAGGUGGGCAGGGCUCGGCCCCCCGCCCUGGAGGACCGGCUACGGCUGCCCUACACCAACGCUGUACUGCAUGAACUCCAGCGCUAUGUCGACCUGGUACCCACGAGCCUGCCGCACACCACCACCCGCCCCACCCCCUUCCGGGGGUACCUCAUCCCACAGGGUACGACCAUCAUCCCUCUCCUAGCCUCGGUGCACUUUGACCCAGCCAGCUGGGAGACCCCGGAGGAUUUUAACCCCGGUCAUUUCUUAGAUGAGAACGGAGCAUUCAGGAAGAGAGACACGGCCAUGCCCUUCUCUGCAGGGAAGCGCAUGUGUCCCGGGGAAGGGCUGGCCAAGGCGGAGAUCUUCCUGUUCAUAACCACCCUGCUGCAGAGCUUCACCCUGGAGCUGCUCACGGACCCCGGGGCCAUCGACUUGGCCUCACUGCGGAGGGCUUUCCGUGACCAGGGCCUCUCCUACAAGCUCCGUGCCGUCCCACGGCCAGCGUAG
This is a messenger RNA of Emys orbicularis (European pond turtle), 1485 nucleotides long. RefSeq names its product cytochrome P450 2C23-like. Bases 1 to 1485 code for a protein of 494 amino acids. Gene Ontology annotation, molecular function: iron ion binding; heme binding; arachidonate epoxygenase activity. Gene Ontology annotation, cellular component: cytoplasm; intracellular membrane-bounded organelle. Gene Ontology annotation, biological process: epoxygenase P450 pathway; xenobiotic metabolic process. The record is from RefSeq and is a predicted model, not a curated record. The transcript is spliced from 9 exons. NCBI's taxonomy places the organism in Eukaryota, Metazoa, Chordata, Testudines, Emydidae.